AUGGAGAAAUCCUCCCUCCCGGAGAGCAAUUCCUCAUGUGCGGAUGGGCCCACGGACUGCGCCAGCAGAGGGGAUGGGGGGUUGAAUAUGUCUGCUCCCCCAGUGAGCCCCAGCUUCUACAUCACGGUGCCUGUCGUCUACUCUAUCAUCUGUGCCGUGGGGCUGACAGGCAACACCGCUGUCAUCUAUGUAAUCCUUAGAGCCCCAAAGAUGAAAACAGUCACCAACAUCUUCAUCCUCAACCUUGCCAUUGCUGACGAGCUCUUUACCUUGGUGCUACCCAUCAACAUUGCUGACUACCUGCUCCUGCAGUGGCCCUUUGGAGAGUUCAUGUGCAAGCUCAUCAUCUCCAUAGACCAGUACAACACCUUCUCCAGCAUCUACUUCCUCACUGUCAUGAGCAUUGACCGCUACCUAGUUGUGGUGGCCACCACCAAGUCCAGGAAGAUGUCCUACCGCACCUACCGAGCAGCCAAGAUUGUGAGCCUCUGCGUCUGGUCCUUCGUCACAGUCAUCAUCCUGCCUUUCACUGUCUUUGCUAAGAUACACAAGGAGCAGGGGCGCUCCCAGUGCGUCUUCGUGUUCCCCCACCCUGAGAGUGUGUGGUGGAAAGGCAGUCGGAUCUACACCCUUAUUUUAGGCUUUGCCAUCCCAGUGUCCACCAUAUGCAUCCUCUACACCACCAUGCUGUGCAGAUUGAGACGUGUGCACCUCCAUAGCAAUGCAAAAGCCCUGGACAAAGCCAAAAAAAAAGUUACGUUGAUGGUUGUUGUUAUCUUGGCUGUGUGCCUGCUCUGCUGGACGCCCUAUCACCUUAGCACAGUGGUGGCCCUCACCACAGACAUCCCGCAAACUCCACUGAUCAUUGGGAUUUCCUAUUUCAUCACUAGCUUGAGUUAUGCCAACAGCUGCUUCAACCCUUUCCUGUAUGCCUUUCUGGAUGACAGUUUCCGGAGGAGCUUUCGCAAACUGAUAGAUUGCAGAAACACCUCAUAG
This is a messenger RNA of Gavia stellata (red-throated loon), 996 nucleotides long. RefSeq names its product neuropeptides B and W receptor 1 (gene NPBWR1). Gene Ontology annotation, molecular function: neuropeptide receptor activity; neuropeptide binding. Lineage: Eukaryota; Metazoa; Chordata; Aves; Gaviiformes; Gaviidae. The coding region runs from base 1 to 996 and encodes 331 amino acids. The record is from RefSeq and is a predicted model, not a curated record. The transcript has a single exon. Gene Ontology annotation, cellular component: membrane; neuron projection. Gene Ontology annotation, biological process: neuropeptide signaling pathway.